GUGGGGGGGGGGGGGUAGAUAGAUAGAUAUCCAACAGCUGAUGCUGUUUCUGUCUUGCCUAAAGGCACUGCGGCAGGGACACUUUAAGAAGUUUGAGUCCAAGUUUCUGUGGGCACUGCAGGUCUUUCAUUGUGGACAAAUCCAAAAGAAACAGAUGAAUUAAAGGAUAUAUGGAGAAAAAAGUUGACAAAGCUUUCAUAUUUAGAACUCAUGUGUUGCAGCUGAAGGUAACCUCAAGGAUUUGCAGUUGGAUUUGAGGAUUUCAUAUAGCGCACAUUAAAAGUGAGCACUAAAUAUGUUUGGUUUAGAGUCAAAGAAUAAAGUACUUCAACAUAAUGCACAUACGCUUUUACUGAAAUGGUUUUGCUGAUUGCUUUCAGACAAAAUACCGACUUUUCUUCCUACUUUGUGUCUUUCGAGAAGGGAGUGAGUUUAAUGUGUUUUUUUUCUUACCUAUAAGGAAAAAAACAGCUUACGUGGAAGCAAGAAAAGGGAGGCACAUAAAAGCAUUAAUGGCAAAGUAUAUUGUACAACACUAAUUUUAUUUUAUAGCUCUGAUAUGGCAUCUGGGACCAUUUCCCUCACUCUCAUAAUAUGCCAUGGAUUUCAAAUUUUUAUUAUCUUUCUCCAUGUGGUAACUAUUGUAUUUUCUGUAAAUGUUAACUUCUUUUCAGUUAUUGUUUUCUCUCUCUCUAUGAUAUAAAUACUGUUUCUGAGUCUCCUGCAUUUUCCCAGGCAUCAAGGAAAUAUUGACUCCCCUUUUUUGUUUUGUUGGCUUUCAGUAUGGUGAAAUUAAUGAUCACAGAGACUCAACCUUAAAAAAAAAAAUACUUAUAAUGUUUCCCUGCUUUGAAUUUAUGUCACAAAGUUUUAUCUUUUAGGAGGAAAAAAGCAAUUUAGCGUGACACUAAAACAUUACCUCAACAUGUUGAGUAGCGAAAAACCGCCGGCUACACAGGUGGACAAAUAUCAAUGUCAGUACCCUUAUUCAAGCAGUUAAUAUGUUCUCUGCAGGCGUGUAGGAAGGAAUUUUGAGCUUCAGGAGACACCUCCCCGGCCGCAUUAUGUUUUUGGCUUAACCUGCCAUUGUCAUUUUGAGUUCCUUUGAACUCCUAUGUUGCACAUUUAAUCAUUCUAAUGUACUUAUUUUGUGAUAAAUGGCUAUGCACUGAUGAAUCUAUGAGUUAAAUUAAGAGAAGAGGAGCAGGUGAAUAAGCUCUUGUCUCACUUUGACCAAAUAUUCUCAUAUUUGGAAAUAAGCAGAAAUUAGAAGGGAAGGUAGUUAGUAUGAGAAGAGGUAGGGAUACUGCCACAGCGAUUUGGGCAAGUGCAGACAUCGGGCCUGACUUGAAUUCCCACAGCCUCCUCUAAACAUUUUCAGGUCCUUUGGUAAAUCAGGAGCACUACAGCUGCACUGUGCAUGACAGCAAGAAGUCUGUUGUUUUGCCGAGCGCUCGCAUCAAAUAAAUUCUUGGAUGGUGAGCCUACUUGGUUCAAAGCUACAGUCACGCAGCGCUCUGUCAGGCCUGCAAGGUUGCCAAAACCAUGGUCCAGGGCACGGAAAAAAUUACACUAUGAUGCUGUCAUUUUUUUUUGCUUAGAAUGUAAACACAGAAAGAGAUCCUUGCAAAACAAAUGGAGUACAUUUGGACAUUUAAAUGCUUAAGGGUGCAUUACAUCAAUUAGAGCAGUGGUCACCCACCUUUUCAAGCCAAGAUCACUUUUCAUGUCAGACAAAAAGCAAACAUCUACCAUUCACUUCAGAAUUACUUUACAACUUUUAGAUUCUAAAAUUUAGAAAUACAGAAAUUAAUCACUCAUGCUGUAUCGUUUUGCUGCCGAAACAUUUUAAACAUACAUUUGACAGCUGACAUGUAAAUUAAUAGCAGAGUAGUGAAAAUGUAUUUACAAAUGUGAGCCCGGAGCUCCGGGGGGCUCGUGGCCCUUGCUUCCUUGUGACGCAACCUAAUCCCCCCUUCAGGGCAGGGUACUGCUGGCCUGUGUUGGGGCUAUGGCGUCUGCCGGGGCGCAGCUCUGGAUCUGCAGCUCCCAGGGGUUGUUGUGCUAGCUGGGCCAGUUGGUCCAUGUGGGCCCUCCUUGGCCCCUUGCCUCUUGCUGUGGGGGCCCUCUUCAUCAGUACCUGUGGUCUCACUACCUGUCUCCCCCACUGCUCUGUCCUCAUGGGCUGGAUCCACACCAGACUGCCUCUUACUGUGCACUUCACAUUUUUCACACCUCACUGUAUAUAGCCACUCUUAGGCACAUAUUUGGACACAACAGUUAGGGACCCGAAAGCAAGUGGGGGUGGGAGUGAUGGGCUCUGUGAUGGGGUGGACGGCAGGGCUCUACGGCCCUGUCUCUUCCCCAUCACCCUCUUGCUUGCCUCCCCUGCUCUCCAAUCUUUCUUUUUAAUGCACCACACACACUCACCUUGGGGGUAGGUCUGGGGUGGCUGAUGCCUCGCCUACAUUAUCACGGUGCAGGGAAAAUACACUCAACAAAAUACAAACGCAACACUUUUGUUUUUGCUUCCAUUUUUUUAUGAGAUGAACUCAAAGAUCUAAAACUUUUUCCACAUACACAAUAUCAUCAUGUCUCUCAAAUAUUGUUCACAAAUCUGUCUAAAUCUGUGAUAGUGAGCAUUUCUCCUUUGCUAAGAUAAUCCAUCCCACCUCACAGGUGUGCCAUAUCAAGAUGCUGAUUACCAUGAUUUGUGCAUAGGUGUGCCUUAGACUGCCCACAAUAAAAGGUCACUCUGAAAGGUGCAGUUUUAUCACACAGCACAAUGCCACAGAUGUCGCAAGAUCUGAGGGAGCGUGCAAUUGGCAUGCUGACAGCAGGAAUGUCAACCAGAGCUGCUGCUCCUGUAUUGAAUGUUCAUUUCUCUACCAUAAGCCGUCUCCAAAGGCGUUUCAGAGAAUUUGGCAGUACAUCCAACCAGCCUCACAACCGCAGAUCACGUGUAACCACACCAGCCCAGGACCUCCACAUCCAGCAUGUUCACCUCCAAGAUCGUCUGAGACCAGCCACUCGGACAGCUGCUGAAACAAUCAGUUUGCAUAACCAAAGAAUUUCUGCACAAACUGUCAGAAACCAUCUCAGGGAAGCUCACUGCAUCGUCCUCAUCGGGGUCUCGACCUGACUCCAGUUCGCCGCCGUAACCAACUUGAGUGGGCAAAUGCUCACAUUCGAUGGUGUCUGGCACGUUGGAGAGGUGUUCACUUCACAGAUGAAUCCUGGUUUACACUGUUCAGGGCAGAUGGCAGACAGCGUGUGUGGCGUCUUGUGGGUGAAUGGUUUUCUGAUGUCAAUGCUGUGGAUGGAGUGCCCCAUGGUGGCGGUGGGGUUAUGGUAUGGGCAGGAGUCUGUAAUGGACGAAGAACACAGGUGCAUUUUAUUGAUUACAUUUUGAAUGCACAGAGAUUUUGUUUUUGUUUGUUUGAUUUUUGUUUUUUUUUAAAUGGAUUUUUAAAAUUAUUUUAUAUGGGUGAUUAAUAGUCGGGAAUAACACAGCACCUGACAUUCUUCAGUUGUAAUAGCACCGCUUGCUAGUUCCUAUUCCUGUCCGUCCUGUUUCAUCCUGUCCACCCUUUGUUUCCCUGCACAUCACCACUGAGGUGUAGCACUGCCCUCCCUGGCUCUUAAUAGGGAAUUCCAAUAAAGAAUGUGAUGGUGAUGGUCACACGCAUGCACUAAAUAAUAAAAUAUUUGGUUGCAAGACUAAAAUAUGCAUUAAUCUCAUAAAAUGUUGACACCCCUUCUGUGGAGUUAAACAAUGACAAUAAAUGCAGACAAGAAAAAAACCUGGAGAGGUUUGGGAAAUGUGUGAGUUUUCCAUUUCUCAGCUGAGAAAUCCACAGACCGAGUUUGGCCUUAAAUUCGCUGACAGCGCUGAUCAUGUGCGUUACAUCUGUCUUUACCCUGCAACUCUGUGUUGAGUUCGUUCAUUUUGGCUGUCAGGUCUGUAAGGACAGAUGAGGAACAUUUUCCAGGAUAUAUCUACUGUCACGCCACAGCUCAAUGGGUCUUUCUGUGUGUAGUUUGCAUGUUCCCCCUGUGCCUGUUUGGGUUUUCAGCGGAUGCUCUGGCUUCCUCUCACAGUCCAAAGACAUGCUUAAGUUAACUGAUUCUAAAUUGUUUGUAAGUGUGAAUGUGUGAAUGUGAGUGUGCUCUGUCUCUCUGUAAUGACCCUGUGAUAGACUGGCAACCUGUCGAGCAUGUACCCUGCUUUCACCCUUAGUCAGCUGGGAUAGGCUUCAUUGGCAUUUUGGUCAAGAUUUCAUCCACACUUGGACUAUUAGAGGGUGGACUUAAUAUCAGGCACAGCUGUGAGUGAAUACAACAGCAAGAAACACAACAGUUUCCACAAUGAUUAUAAAAUUGAAUCAUAACAAGAAAAGCUGAGCAUUACAACAAUAAAGGCAGGAUUUACUAUGGGGCUGUUGCAGCUCUGUGGACAGACUACUGUGGCAAUUGCGCAUAUUUUUGGAGUUUUUUGUUAAUUAUUCAAGCUGGAGUAUGUCAGUGCACUAUGGAGUUUUUUUUUGUUUUUUUUUAAACUUGUAAUAGGGAAUUUGUUUACUAUGAAUCUGUGCUAAAAUUACGCAUUCCUCAACAACUUGCAACGCAAAGUUGCUGCAUUGUGAGUCAUAGUAUUUUUUUUAUCUCUUCUGAAAUUCCUCUUAAGUCCCUGUUCAGACGCUGAGGUUUAACCGUUACAAUCAUAUAGCUUCAUUAUAUUGUAAAACGCGUAAUAGGAUUCCCAUAGUCCUUUUGCAGUGAGGACAGACCGGUAGUCAGCGUUGUGGAGCUCAGGUUUCAGACGAGGGGCCUCCUCUUCUUGAAUAGGGCCGAGUUACAUGGAGGAGGAGGAGGACGACGAGGAAGGGAGUAGGAGCCCGCAAGGAAUCAAAGGUCCUUCUUUUGUCGCUUUCGUUCGGGAUCCCGACAUAUGGGGUCAGCACGGACUGAAUGGGUUCAUACUGAAGCCUCCUGCCGCGGACGCAGAUGAGAACGCGCGUUAAUUAGAAAAACCUGGUGAAGUAAUUAACAGCAAAGGAGAGAAGACGUACGGGUUGGAGCGCAGAAGUCUAAAGCUGAUUUAGUGCUCCAGUUACCUUGGCACCAUGAGUUGGAGCUUCUUAACCCGUCUGCUGGAUGAAAUCUCCAACCACUCCACCUUCGUGGGGAAGAUCUGGCUAACUGUGCUCAUCAUCUUCCGCAUUGUGCUGACUGCUGUUGGUGGCGAAACCAUCUACUACGAUGAACAAAGUAAAUUUGUCUGCAACACACAACAGCCUGGGUGUGAGAAUGUGUGCUAUGAUGCUUUUGCUCCACUCUCACAUGUUAGAUUCUGGAUCUUUCAGGUGAUCAUGAUCACCACUCCCACCAUCAUGUACCUGGGCUUUGCCAUGCACAAGAUUUCCCGUAUGGAAGACACCGAGCACCGGUCCAGCAGGAACCGUAAGAAAAGGAUUCCCAUUGUGAACCGUGGGGCAGUGCGAGACUAUGAAGAAGCAGAGGACAAUGGAGAAGAAGACCCAAUGAUCGCUGAAGAGAUUGAUUCUGACAAGUCAGAGAAGACAGACAAAAGCUCAGAGAAGCAUGAUGGACGGCGGCGGAUCUUGCGCGAUGGUCUCAUGAAAGUCUAUCUGUGCCAGCUGCUGUGGCGCUCUGCUUUUGAAGUUGCCUUCCUUUUCGGCCAGUAUGUCCUCUAUGGCUUCGAGGUGAUCCCUUCAUACAUCUGCACCCGCUCACCAUGCCCGCACGCUGUGGACUGCUUUGUGUCCCGCCCCACAGAGAAGACCAUCUUUCUACUGGUAAUGUACGUUGUGUCAUUUCUCUGUCUGCUCCUCACGGUCCUGGAGAUUAUCCAUUUGGGGAUCGGUGGCAUCCGUGACACCUUCCGCAGGCGGGCCACCCUUAAUUCCCGUGGGCCCCAUCCAUCCUCAUCGCGCACCAUCCCCACCGCUCCACCUGGAUACCACGUCACCAUGAAGAAGGAGAAACUGAAAGCAGAGCUGAGGGACUUGCCAAUGGGUGACUCUGGGCGAGAGAGUUUUGGGGAUGAAGGCCCCUCUUCCAGGGAGCUGGAGCGGUUAAGGAGGCACCUGAAGUUGGCACAGCAGCACCUGGGCCUCGCCUAUCCAGUAGAUGAAAGGAGUCCUUCACGAAGCAGCAGCCCAGAGGUCAACACAACCACGCAGUCGGCCACCGAGCAGAACCGCCUCAACUUUGCCCAGGAGAAGCAGGGCGAGGCAAGCGAGAAAGGAAUACAUGCCUGAGCGUGCUUCCUGCCUCAAAUGUCUGUCCUAUUCCUACUGGCCUUAAACACAUGGGGGAAGCACAUAUGGGAAUGCAGUCAGACCACUGAGGGAGACCAAAGCGCUUGUGCGUGCGCGUGUGUAGGAGAGAGAGAGAGUGUGAGAGAUGUGCUUUUCAGUAUUAGUGGGUCAGAUGAGAAAAAAGAAAUGCUGACCAACUGUGUUGUGACAAAUGAUUCAUCUCCACGACUCUAAACUUGAAAGCCCACCAUAUUAUGAGUUUACGCUUACCGACUGAUGUCCAAACCUUGACUGUGUGCCUUCGGCUAAAAUUUGUCUACACCCUGUUCUUUUGGCCACACUUUUUUCUGGGUUUUUUUUUGUGGCCUUGAAAUAAUCCCUGUUCAUUUAAGACUUUGUAAGGAUAUUGCGAGCUUUAAAACUCCUCUGGCUGAGUGUGCUUUAUUUUGUCUUCCUCACAAAAGAGAGGCACUCCUUUUUAUCAAAAUGUCACAGAAUGUUAAUGUCUCACUUUGUUGGGGCAUGUUUGCUUCAGAGAGAAUCUUAAAUGCAGCCUUGGGUUAUGUCAUUUUUGGACCAUGUGCAGGAGCAUGUUUGUUGCAACUAGGGCAGCUGAACCUGUGUUAGGUGAGUCGUGUUUAAUUUAAACAGAUUUGAUGUUGGGGAUUAUUGUUUAUUCGUCAGAAGUCAUGCAAUUUCUGAGAUGUUUGACAGAUAUUUGAAGCCUUUAUAGUUACUCUAUUCGGCCAUAAUGUUUACCUGGGCAAUGCUUGAAUUCUUAAUUGACAGGAAAUGCUCCAAGGAAUUUCCAAGAAUAAUAUUUGUAAAAUCACUUAAUUGAAAAUAGUUACCAGAACUUGUUUUUUUUACACUGAUUUGACCAAAGAUCUAAACUAGUGACUUUAGAAGAAAAUUUUGGCAACACAACUACCAGCUGUUUCACAUGACGAAAGAAAAGUAAACAUUUGGAUGCUGAUAAAUCCUUCUCUUCCCUCAAUUAAAAAAUAAAUGCUAACAAUGUUCGUCACUGAAAAAGCUGACAAAUUAUUAUUGUGGGGUUUCUUGCUACCCAGCUGGAAGCAUCUGUCUUCUGGGACACUGUCAACAAAGAAAUUCUAUUGUGUCUUUUGAAAUUUACAUUCUUCGUUGGUGACAUAUUUUCCAUCCUUGACAUAGUCCACUACUUUUGUGCUGAAACAUGGAUGCAAUUGUGUAUGAUGAGAUUAAAGAACAAAAAAUGUAGAACAACAUAUUUGAGGAAAGGAUGACAGUUGUCUGCUGACGCACAUUCUGGUGUCAUGUAAACACAUAAUCUUUGGUUCAUCUUGAGACUUUGGAUCAGUGUUCAUAGAGUUCAUACUUUUUCACAGCCUGUUAGUUGGUUUUAUGGUCUGGUGGCUUGAAAAAUAAAACUACAGAUUGCCACAAAGCUCUUUGCUGUAUUCUUGUAAUCAUCUCACUUCCAAUUUUUACUACUUAUUGCAAGGUACAACAUUCCAUUUUGCGUAUGGCACUCCUUCAAUGCUGGUACUUUUUUUUCUAUUGCAAAUUUUGUAGUAUUUGUAGAGAUUGUUUUGUCUUCAGAGCAAAUAAAUAUAUUUGAAGGGAA
Messenger RNA from Acanthochromis polyacanthus (spiny chromis), 7893 nucleotides. Its product is annotated as gap junction gamma-1 protein-like. Lineage: Eukaryota; Metazoa; Chordata; Actinopteri; Pomacentridae. The record is from RefSeq and is a predicted model, not a curated record. Gene Ontology annotation, biological process: cell communication. Gene Ontology annotation, cellular component: connexin complex. The coding region runs from base 5127 to 6284 and encodes 385 amino acids. The transcript is spliced from 5 exons.